Neopelma chrysocephalum (saffron-crested tyrant-manakin) is the source of this 3195-nucleotide messenger RNA. RefSeq names its product coiled-coil domain containing 39 (gene CCDC39). The transcript has 20 exons. The coding region runs from base 66 to 2906 and encodes 946 amino acids. The record is from RefSeq and is a predicted model, not a curated record. Gene Ontology annotation, biological process: cilium movement; cilium-dependent cell motility; inner dynein arm assembly. Gene Ontology annotation, cellular component: axoneme. NCBI's taxonomy places the organism in Eukaryota, Metazoa, Chordata, Aves, Passeriformes, Pipridae.
CGGCGCCGCCACAGCCCCGGCCCAGCGCCGCCACAGCCCCGGCCCAGCGCGGCACCUUCGCGGCCAUGGAGAACUUGGACAGCUCCUCCACGGCCUCGGUGCUGGCCGAGCUCGGCUGGAACAGCGCCUACGCCGUGCCCGUGGCCAACGCCGAGAACAAGGCGCUGGAGAACGAAUUGCAUAAGAUGCAAAAGGAAAAAGCGAACCUGAGAAAUGAGCUGACCAACUUCCAGGAGCGCAUAGAAGCAAUGACGGCUCAUUUGAAAAACGUGAAACAAGACUUAAGCUUCUCUCAGUAUCUUUACAGAGCCAGAGAGAAUGAAAUUGAAACUGAACAACACUUUAAAGCCCUUGCUGAGAGAGAAUGUGGACGUCUCAAAAGUGACCUUAAACGACUGCAAAAUGAGUUGAUCUCCUUAGGAGAAAAGAAAAACAGACAAGAAAAUACUAUAAGUAAAACAAUUCAGAAGUUGGAAGACUUAAAACAACAGAUGAACUGUGAUGAGGAAGUCCUGGAGAGCUGGCUAAAGGAAUUAAAUCGUACAGAUAAUGAUGCUCUUGCAAUCCAGAAGUAUGCACAGCAAGAUGAAGGGAAACUAGGAGCAUUAACCUUUCAAGUAGAAAAGUUGACCAUACAGGCAAAUCAGAAGCGCAGAGCUCUUGAUAAUGAGCUUACAGAGACCUUAACAGCUCAGAUGGAGCUUGACAGGGCAGCUGAAGAUUGUCGCCGAGUUCAUCAAGAAAGGCAAGAAGUCAUCAGGCAGUGGGAGAAUGCAAUACAACAGAUGCAAAAAAGAGAUCAACAGAUUGAUCAUUGUGCUUUGCUAAUUGCAGAGAUAAAACAGGAGAUCAGAAAGAAAGAAAUUGUGCUGAAAGAGAAGACUGCCUUUUUGGUAAAUGAAACUCUUAAUAAUAUGGAAUAUGAAAAGAAAAUCUCUUCUGCUGAACGGAAAGCCAACAGCCUCCGAAUUGAGUAUCAAACUCAGGAAGCCAACAGGGUUCGUCUGCAGGAUGAGCUGGAAGCUUUGAAAUCCACUGUGGACAGAACUGCUUCUGAUCUAGAGUCUUUGAGAAUACAAGUAACCAAUCUGAAGAAGGAAAUUCAGAAGAAACAAGCCAGAUUAAACUUUAUUAUUGAAGGAAAUAUAAAUCUUUCCGAUAAACUGAAGCUUGUGACUGAGGAGACACUCAGUUCAGAAGAGAAAGCUUUGAGGAUGGAAGAAAUACUGAAAGCAGAAGAGAAAGCUGUUGAGGAAAAAGAAAAUGAAAUGAGACAGUUAAAGGAACUACUUUUCAAGAAGAAUCAAGAGUUAAAAGUGGAGAAGGAUAAGGAGAAAGUUGCUCUAUCAGAAAUUGAGGGAGCUCAAAAAUCACUUAGAAAUCUCCAGUGUCGACUGCACAGGCUUGAUGCAGAACUGUUUAAACAACAGGAAUUAAUAUAUAACCAGGAUUUUUUUAUUCAGCGAAUACAGAGACGACUGUCACGGUUAGAAGGGGAGGUUAAUUCAGAUGAAAAAGAAAUUCUGGAAGCAAAAGUUGCUGAACUUAAGAAAACCCUAGAAGAAAAGAAAAAUGCCUAUGAUGUUCUACAGGCUCAGUACAGGAAACUUCAGAAUGACGUCCAGUUCGUGAGGAGAACAAUUCACAAGACAGGAGAACAAACAAGUGCUUUGGUGGUGAAGAUAGAUGAACUAAAUCUUUACAAUGAGAGAUCAAUUCAGGAUUUAAAAAAAGCUAAGGCCCUUAAGCAGGACAUGAUGGUGGACAAUAAUCUCUUAAAACUAGAACUGAAGCGCCUUAAAGAUACUCUGUGUAAUAAGACAGAGAAAGUUCUAUCAAUGGAAAAACAAAGACUGGAGUUAAAUAAAGCCAUAGCAGAAAGAAGUGAGGAAAUUAAGAUCCAUAAGGCAAUGCUGGAUUCCCAGAUAAGACUCGUGGAGCAGGAACGGCAACGCAGAAGUGCUGAAUUUCAAGAAUGCCUAAGUAAAAUUGACAAACUGAGACGCAGAUAUGAAAUUUUUACUCUUGCCAUGAUGCCCCCUGAAGGAGAGGAGCAGAAAAGUCAAGCCUACUAUGUGAUUAAGGCUGCACAAGAAAAGCAAGCACUUCAACAAGAAGGUGAUGAUUUAGAAGCAAAGAUCUGCAAAGCUGAAAAAGAAAUCAUAGCUCUGGAAAACACUUUGUGUGUUCUUAAUAGCUGCAACAGCAACUUCCGAAACACUUUCAAGGAAGUCACUGAGACAAGUGAGGAACGUGAGGAAAGACUGAAACUAGAGGAGGAGAAAAGGGUUGCUGAUGAAACAUACAAAUGCAAAAGAAGACAGAUCAAGGAACUUCAGGAAAAUCUCCAGAGCAUGGAACAAUACCUUGAGGUAGCAGAGAAGCAGAAAGCCCUCUUCCAAGAGCAAAAGGAGGAAAAACAAGAUAUAAUUCUGCAGCUGAACAAGGAAAUUGAAGAACAGAAGCCAAAACUAGAAAGGGUUAUAAAACAGUGUUCCAGACUAUCCAGAGAAAUUCAGUCUCUGAGGCAAAAGGGACCAAAAACAGAGGAAGAGAGAGACAUUGAUCUUCGUGAAUUGAAAAGCUUCAACAGAACCGUCAACCAAGUGAUAGUUGAUAUUCUAGAAACAAAUCCUGGUUUAACUGCAACCUUUCAAAUGUACUUUAACCAGUCCAAUUUAGAGCUUCCUACUGCUUCUGCUGAUGGUAGUCAGAGUUCUCAAUCCACACGACAUACUACCAGAUCCUUCAGAAGAACAAGUUCAGUCUCUAGUCAGGCUUCAUCCCUCAAAGUUGUUGAGCUGACCUUGCCUCUCCCCACUCCUGAGGAAGCAGCAGCUGCUGGCUCACAGCCAGCCAGCAGAGGCAGCACCUCCAGUAUUUUUAAAGGCAAAAAGAAGUUCUAAGGUCAUCUAGUUGAGAUUCCUUAAUUUUUGCAACUGACCUAUACCCAUGGAGUUACCUGGAACACUUGCAGCAGAAGUACAAUUGUCAUUGUGUGCGCCGACAGGUAUUUGCUCCUUAGUGUGGUUCUGACACCCACCUUGACAGAUCUCACUGGGGACAGCGUUACCUCCUUCAGUAACACAACCACUGCCUUCAGGCUGCUUGUAAAGCAAAUCCCAACAACAAUGCUCAAAACCAAAGGUUCAUACUUAAACUUGCCUAGACAAUAAACACUGGUAUAAAACCUCU